GUAGUGAUGGUGGUGAUGGUGGAUGUUUACUAAGUAACGGAUUACUAACGCGCGUGAACGUUAGAGGCGGCGCAGUUGCGUCAUUGCCUCAGCAGCCUGUUCGGGCUCCAGCUGAGCUCUGAGCUCCAUGAACACUGUCUGCUGCUUUAUUCAUUUUUAAACUCGCUGUGUUGGGAUUUCAUGGCGUGUUGGGUGUCGGGACACAGCGCUAGCAGUGACAGCUAGCCCGUGGCUGUGUGUUUGGCUUCCCCCCGGCUGUGCGAGCUAACCCGGCUAGCUGACGUUAGCUGUGUUUGUGCCGUGACUCACCCACAGCACUAGCGACAGCCGUACAGCGGAGCUCAGCUGCUUUGUGGACGUGGCUUUUUCUCUCUUUUUUUCAACACUAUGGUCCUACGAUACAUGUAUUUAUAUUUAUUUAUAUUUUAGCCGUGUCAGCUUGUGUGUUAUUUUCUCUUGGUUUGGGUGUUUUUAAUGAGAUUAUACGCUCCUAAGCUGCACUGCAGUAGCACUACAUUACAGACAGCUGAGGCUCCACGGGCUCCGCUUCAUGUUUCCGGAGUGACAGCGGAAGAGUUUGAGUUUCUCUGUAACACACAACGGCGACAAUGAAGAAGUUUUUCGACAGCCGACGGGAAGCGGUGAGUUCGGGGCCCGGGUCUGGAGGCGCCGGGGCCGGAGGCGGCGCGGGAUCCGGCGGAGGAGGCGCCUUCAUCGGCCGCGUUUUCACCAUCGGCCGCUACCAGGUCACUGUGGAGGAGACAGUGGCUGAAGGUGGUUUUGCCAUCGUGUUUCUCGUGCGCACACAUCAGGCCGUUCGCUGUGCUCUGAAGAGGAUGUAUGUGAACAACGAACAUGACCUUCAAGUCUGCAAGAGAGAGAUUCAGAUCAUGAGGGAUCUGGUGGGAAACAAAAAUAUAGUCGGCUACCUGGACUCCAGUAUCACCGCCGUAGGGUCAGGAGACGUCUGGGAAGUUCUGAUAUUAAUGGACUUCUGUAGAGGUGGACAGGUGGUGAAUCUGAUGAACCAGCGGCUGCAGACUGGCUUCAGCGAGUCAGAAGUCCUGCAAAUCUUCUGCGACACAUGUGAGGCCGUCGCACGACUACACCAGCGCAAAAGUCCCAUCGUCCACCGGGAUCUCAAAGUGGAGAAUAUUUUGCUGCACGACCGUGGUCAUUACGUCCUGUGCGACUUUGGCAGCGCCACCAACAGGUUCCAGGACCCUCAGGCCGAGGGGGCGGCUGCCGUAGAGGAGGAAAUUAAGAAGUACACCACGCUGUCCUACAGAGCUCCAGAGAUGGUCAAUCUGUACAGCGGGAAAGUCAUUAGCACUAAAGCUGAUAUCUGGGCUCUGGGCUGCUUGCUGUAUAAGCUGUGUUUUUUCACGUUGCCGUUCGGAGAGAGUCAGGUGGCCAUCUGUGACGGCAGCUUCACCAUCCCAGACAACUCGCGCUACUCGCAUGACGUGCACUGCCUCAUACGUUACAUGCUGGAGCCAGACCCUGACAUAAGGCCUGAUAUCUACCAGGUGUCUCAUUUCGCCUUCAAGCUUGCACGCAAAGACUGUCCAGUACAGAACGUCCAUAGUUCUCAGAUUCCUGCGACGCUUCCAGAGCCAAUCAGAGCGAGUGAAGCAGUUGCCAAGAAGAGUCAGACUAAAGCCAGACUCACUGAUCCAAUCCCCACCAUGGAAACCUCCAUAGCGCCACGGCAACGGCCCAAAGCGGGCCAGGCUCAGCCGGUCGCAGGCAUGCUGCCCAUACAGCCUGCCCUCACGCCCCGGAAGAGAGCCAAUGCCCCAGCGGGACCUGCACAGCCUAUCAGUAUGAACAUUGCCUCUCAGCCACAAAAGCCUCAGCAGCCUGGUCCUGUUUCUCAGCAGCAAGCCACACCUGCAUCCAUACAGGCCACGCCCACUCCCCCUCAAGCCACACCCCAGCAGGGGCAACUUUUCGUGCAGCCACAAGCCGCAGGUUUCUAUCCUCCUCAGCAGCUGUCACCCCAAGUGCAGAAUCUCUACCCACCCCAUCGUCAGAGCACCAACUCACCUGCACCAUCUGCUACAUCUGCACAGGCAAGAACUAAAGCUAAGGCCCCUCAUCCUCCUUCACCCCUUCUGAAUCCCCAACACACUCCUCCACCAGCCACAGUGCAGGCCAGAACCAAAGCCAUGGCCCCUGCCCCUCCUGUGCAGUAUUCUCAGACCGCCCCUGGACACACAAAAAUUAAAGCUAUGGCUCCUCCUCCACCAAUCCAGCAGCAGCUGCCAGUGGCUAAUCUUCUUGCUUCUAGCCCUCCGUCUUUUAAAGCUUCUCCUCCUUCACCUCCAGUCCUACAGGGGGCACCAGCUCCUGACAUGAAUUCUGAGGAGAUGCCAUUUGCAGGUGGGCGUUCGGGCCAUAAAGUGGGCUCUUUGACUCCGCCCUCAUCUCCUAAGGUGGCCUCUCGUGGAGGUCACAGGCGCAUUCUGAGUGACGUCACGCACAGUGCCAUAUUUGGAGUUCCAGUUAGCAAGUCCACUCAGCUAUUGCAGGCAGCUGCUGCCGAAGCCAGUCUCAACAAGUCCAAAUCAGCCAGCACCACCCCCUCCGGCUCCCCCCGCUCCUCUCAGCAGAGUGUGUACCCAGCGGGUGAGGUUGGUACCCAGUCUGCUGCCCCUAAGGCAGAUGCUGGGGCACAGCCUUCCUGGAACCCGUUUGGUGAUGACAACUUCUCCAAAUUGACAGCUGAAGAGCUUCUUAACAAGGACUUUGCCAAACUGGAUGCGAAACCACCAGAGAAGUCCUCUACAGAGAACCUGAUUUCAGGUUUACAACCUGCAGUUCCAAACAAAGGCUUUCCCCAGUGCACAGUAGAGAAGUUGAUAGAGGGUUUGAAGUCUCCAGAACCUUCCUCCUCCUCCUCUUCCUCCCUGCUUAUCCCUGACAUCCCUCUGAACGACCCUUUUAGUCCUGCAGACUCCAGUCGUGCUGGGAUGGAUACUCUUAUUCCUGGUCUGGAAUCUCUACACACUGACCCCGUACUGCCAGACGCCCUGGGUGGAGGGGAAUCUCUACUCGGUGGUCCCCUGCUCUCUCAUUCCUCAUCGGGAGUUCAGGUGCUGCCUUCCCCAAUGUCCUCCACCCCUGCUCAGUCUUUGGAGCAGUUCAUUCCGGCUCCACUGGCCAGUGCACAGCUUCAGCCGGCUCCGGAUCAAAACCCUGACAGCCAGUUUGAUCCCAUUCCAGUGCUCAUCUCCAAAACCCCCAGCCAAGGUGGUAGCAACAGUGGCAGCUCAGAGACCAGUCUGCCCAAUCUGGCCUGCUCCCUGCUGCUGGUGGACCAGCUCAUCGACUUGUAGAAGACACACAGAGAGAGGGGGAGGGAGGGAUAGAGGGACAGAAAAAAAAACAUGCAGGGAAAAUGUGCAAUUCAUACACAAAGCUAUAGUUUAGGUUAUGAAUGAAACAAGAUAAUACUAUACUGGAUCCCAAAAGACUGUGUCCUCCUCCUCCCAUGUCUGUCUGUCAUUCACGUUAUUGUUGUUUUCGGUUUUUCUUCUGUUGCGCCAUCAUUUGCAUAAAAACCCAUCAUGCUGUAUGUGCACCUGGUCUAUAGAGCAGGACAGCACUAAGUCUGUUCCGCGGUAGGGACGGCACAAGAACGCAAGGAUUUACAAGUGAUAACAGUGACAUAAUGUUUUAUAAGUUACUUUACAGUCCAGUAUCAAAUAACAAGACGUAAAUCCUUCCAGAAAUUGAGCUGUAAUUGGUUAUUUUGCCAUUUUAUGCAGGGACCGUGGAUCGAUUGCUCCCACUGGCAUCAGGGACAUGAACAUACGUUCUAUAGAUCAUCACUAGGGCUCCACUACGGGCCCUUAUUCUGGUCCAAAGAUACACCAACAAGCUAUCUGUAGCUACAAACACAUGCAGUAAUCCAGAAAAACUGAGCAAAACAGUGCUGUUCACAAUGUAGUGUAAAUUAUACAGCAAAAAGCUGCCACAUAAGGGCUGGUUUAUACUUCUGCGAACAUGUGCAGACAUUUACAUAGGUGUCUGCUAGGACCCUUGAGUGAAAUAUGAACGUUUACACUAGGGGGUGGUGUUGCAUGUACCAAGCCACAAAGUACAGAACAAUAAACAAACUCUCAUGCGUCACUUUAGUAGAGCGAAGGGAUAUAUGAAGAAAAGUACUGUACAUGAUAAAGAACAGGUUUAUUUACACAAUUUUUUUCUAUGCUCACCUCCACAUCUUCGUCCAUUUCACUUUGUUGUCACUGUCCAUGAACUGCUUAGAAGAUUGAGCAAGUCAAGGUGUAUCAAUGCGUAUAAUGUCAUGCCUCUUUCGCCUUUGCACUGAUUCUGCUUUGGGUCUUGUCCUAACUCCAGUGCUUGUCUUAAUUGGAGAUACUCUCCUUUCCCAAGCAAUCACCAACACCCUUGAUUCACAAAACAUGUUGUUCACAUUUUGGAGGUGUCUGCACUGACUGUGGGUUAAUGCUGAUAUGUUUACGUGCCUCUUCACCAAAGUGUAAAUCAGCCCUCACUCUGCUACCUGUACUUGUACUCCAUUACUGCAUGUAUAGACGUGGAAUGUUGUGCAAAAACAAAAUUCCGAUAAUGUCUUUCACCACAGUUAAGUACACAGCAGAGUUAAGUACACCAAGUUUCCUUGAGGCCACAAACAUAAGCCAGCGGUAUUCAGCUAAAAUUUGUAAAGGUCGAGCUGCAUGAAAUUCUUUGCUUGCAAAGAUCAUAACCACUAACAUGAUCAAAUGGUGAGAAGAGUAACCUUUAAAUGGUUAACCAUUAAUAUUUAUUUUAUGAUUAUUCAAAGUGGUUAUAUUUUGUUUCCUAGUAGCACUUCACGUUACCACUUUCAGCUAGCUCCAUGGACUCUGAACAGAUGAGAAUAUGCGCUUAUUACUCUGUCCAUUCGUUUUCAACAUUCUGUUUUCAUCAGCCACAUUUUGUCUCUAGCCCUGUAGCUGAUCUCUGGUCAGAUGAGACACCUUCAGCUAAAUAAUUUGCCUUGACUCGAAUGACUUAGAUGAGCCACAGCAGAAGAUCUGCUACAGAAGCCGAGCUGGUUCAUGUUUCGAAAAGAAGUGUCGCUGAACUAUGGCCAUUUGUUUCUCCGUACAUUGAACAGCUCUGGUACAGUAUUUUCUUGAGUGUUUGGUUAUAUCCACUCAGAGACUUUGCUGAGUCCAGACUGAGUUCCACCAGUUGAUGACCCCUGAAAUAGAUUACCUGGGAAAGGUACCGAAAAUUACAUGUGUAUAGCACAGUGGAAUGUAAUGCUCCAAAUCUGUUUCUCAGCACAAUGCUGGGAUCAGAACAACUCCAAACCAAAUCUCACCUGGAGGAAUCCAAAGACUGCAAAAGGAGGAAGCUCUGAACACUUCCUUUUCAGACAGAACCUAAGCGCUGACUCGAGGGAUUUCGGGUUGUCUUAUAUCUUAUUGCAUGAUUUCGACUUGUAGCACAUUCCAGCCUUACUGAGGCACAACGAGCACAGGAAGUGCAAUAUACAGGAAGUCCCUCUGCCGAGCGCCACCACAUACACGUUUCUGCUUGCUGAUGUCACGUAAAUUAUAAUGAUGGCAUACACUCCAUAUACGCCUGCUGUGCUUUAAAUAUAUAGUCCGUGCAGGGCUGAUCAAGCUUACACCAAGCUCUGCAUGUGCAAUAUCAAUUAUAGACAUAUCAGCAGUAUUAGCAUAAGAUAUCGCAUCACUCAAUGUAUUCACACUGCUGUGUAUGCGCUUGGACCUUUAAUAUGAUCAGAGAUUAGAAAUUCAGCUUUAUUGCUAUUCUCAGGACAUGUCGUGUGCUCACAUUAUCAUUUAUUGCCUCUGUGUGUUCUGCCUCUGAUUUGUUUUCAGUCGUUUGUUCAUUUGUUCAUUCCUUGAGCUUGUGUUGCUUUCUGCUUUUUGGUUUCAACCAAAUUUUCCAUGUUUUGCUUUAUGUGCACAAGUCCAUCAUAUCAUUAAUGUUUUUUUCCCCAUUAGAUAGAAGUUAAAAAAAAAAAAAAAGGCUGCAUGUGCAUAUCCAACAUUUGAAACAUGUAGUUAGAAUAUUAAUCAUUUAAAAAGUCACAGAACUCAGUGUUCUUGUUAAUUGUAGCUGUUAAUAGUGUUCUUGAUGAAUGUAUGAACAUCUACACUCAAACUGCAUUAUUCUUAUCACAUUUAUUACAGUUUAUGAAGUGUAUUUUUAUGUAAAUCUGAAGUGCAAAAAUCUUAAAUCCAGUCUUUUCUUACUUUCCUUCUCCAUAUUUUAUUAUAUUGCAAGAGUGAAUCAUGCAAAGGCAUUUUUAUGCUUUGCUGGGGAUCAGUGCAGUACUAAUCAUUUUGUACAAAAUGGUUUUAUAAGAGUUUUAAACUUGUCUGCUGGAGAGACAAACUGAUCACUAGAUGAAGAGAAAAAGCUUUAAAGGUGCAGUUUGUAGUAUCUAAAAAUGAUUUAGGCCUAGUGUAGUCAUAUACUAUUAAAGUAGGUAUGGCUACUUUCAGCUUCUUCAGGCUUGUGUUUAAAUUUUUCUGACCCGGAAAUUAGCUCCACCCCUACCAGAACAGAGGAUCUAGCAUAACUCAGAAGGAAAAUAUAGCUUCUACACAGGCAGAGGUGAUAAUUUGUGCAUCUCUUACACCAGUUGGCUCAGUGGCUAAAACUUUAGGCUACUGACUACACAGAAGGUUAUGAGUUCAAAUCUCAGCACUUCAGCCCUCAACUUUUCAGUUGUAUCCUGUCUCAAUUGUAAAUGUAAAAAUCGAUGUAAAAAAAAAAAAAAAAGUUAAAUAUCAAUUCACCUCAAAAAAUUACAAACUGCCCCUUUAACUCUUGCAAUCAUUUUUAAUCAACACUUCAUUUUUAAAGCUACGUUUUCUUUCAUCCUGUGAGAGGGAGAGAAAGAGAUUGAGUUUGUAAAGACAUCCUUUCUCCUUUCCUUUAACUGAGCUUAUGAUGGAAUUGACUUCCUGAGGUCGCUGCCCUGUCUCCACUGAGCACGAACCUUUUCUUUACACGUCUUCUGCCUCAUGCUGCAGGAACAGGGAACGAGUAUACAGCCAUCCGUUGUACAUUUCUCUAACUGUAUAAUAAAUAUUACACCGACGAAGAGUGCCAAGCUCAUAAGCAGGGCCUGAGCACCAUUUCAGAGAGCAGUUUUCCCAGGACAUGUCCUUACAUUUAGAUAAUUAUAUGAUAUAGAGAAUUAUGAUUGCAUAUCAAAACCAGUGUGCUACUGUCCACAGACCGCCAUGUGCAUGCUGAUCUCAGAUCCUUACUAAAGCACUACUGUCACAUGGAAUCACUUCCAUCGAGACGUUAGUGCUAGUAAAGUAUACUUUAAGUUAAAGUUCGAUGUUUCAAAUGAAAGAAUAGUAUUUUGUUUCUGUUUUUAAUUCUGAAGCAAUGCAAAUGUAGUGGUUGUGUAAUUAUGUAAAUUUCUGUAGUUAAUGUAUUCAUUCUCAUCAAACUUAGCAAGUCCUCGUCCCCUCGUACCAUCCGGUUGUAUGCAGCUUGUAACGUGGCUGACCUAUGCAAUCCUAUUUGCAGUAACCCCACCCUGGCCAGCCCCCCCCCCCCCCCCCCCCC
Messenger RNA from Pangasianodon hypophthalmus (striped catfish), 7581 nucleotides. RefSeq names its product AP2 associated kinase 1a (gene aak1a). Gene Ontology annotation, molecular function: ATP binding; protein kinase activity. The record is from RefSeq and is a predicted model, not a curated record. Bases 609 to 3341 code for a protein of 910 amino acids. NCBI's taxonomy places the organism in Eukaryota, Metazoa, Chordata, Actinopteri, Siluriformes, Pangasiidae. Gene Ontology annotation, biological process: protein phosphorylation. The transcript is spliced from 20 exons.